Messenger RNA from Paecilomyces variotii, 1376 nucleotides. RefSeq lists its product as hypothetical. The transcript has 2 exons. The record is from RefSeq and is a predicted model, not a curated record. The coding region runs from base 232 to 1284 and encodes 350 amino acids. Lineage: Eukaryota; Fungi; Ascomycota; Eurotiomycetes; Eurotiales; Thermoascaceae.
CCAAUUCAUUUUUUCGCUCUCUCUCUCUCUCCCCCGCUUCGUGCUGUGUCCAUUUUGCCCUGAACGUUCUGCUGCCCUUUGCGAACAACACAGAACUAUGCUUGCGGAAAUGCCUCAAUAUAAUCAACAUAUAUGACAAGAACUAUAAUUAGCAGCUACUGCUUCACAUUAUUUCUCUAAGGAUCUGCCUCAUACUGCGCUUUGUUCUGAUUAAGUAUCAAAGCCCAUAAUAUGGAUUCCGAGGGCCGUUCACCAGCUUUCGGAGAAACCGACAGCACCACCGAGCAAGCACCAAACUGCGAUGGAUUUCAAAAAGUCCCAUGCUUCAGGAGUCCAACACUUGGCUCUACUACAUCACUCGGUCCGGACUUUACAGUAACCACACCCACAGCAUCGCUGAAUUCACUGUCCUCCUUGCCACAAACCGCUAGUUAUAGCUUCGUCGGCACCUUGACAGAUCCACCAUCUGUGACCUCUUCACCAAACACAGUGGGACUAGAGACGCCUACUGCUGCUACAAUUACAUCGACCAUUGCGCCUGUGUAUACGACUGAGACGAGUCCAUCUGAAACGGCUCCUAGCGAUAGUAGUCCACAUCCCAAUACGAAAACAACAAUCGCUAUCGUUGUACCAGUCGUUGUUGGAUCCGUUGCUAUAAUCAUUGCAAUCGUUGCCUUUCUCCUCUGGCGGCGGAGGAGGAACUCGAAAGCCAAUAAGAACAACCGAGCUGCCCCUGGUCCUGAAAUGAGCCGCGAAGCAGGACCGGUUUUUCUACCGGGAAAUAACGGAGAUAGAGGACAGAUGGAUGUAGGGUGGUCUCAUGCUGCGUUCAGAGAAUCUGUUCCACCGACUUACCAGCAUCACAACAUCUCUACUCCUAUUAUUCAGAGCACAACAGCGUCAGAGGUAACGCUCAUGCAUUCUCCACUCCCACCAUCAAAUGUUCCUUCUCCUCCUCCUCCUCCGCCGCCGCCGCCUCGAUAUUCGACUAUAUCUGCACGCGAGCGAAGCCAGAUGUAUAAUGAUGAGCGUCAUUCAAUCCUGACGAUCGAAAAUCUAGCUGCGCUUCACGGGUGGGAAGGUAGCGAAGAUACGCGAGGAGUGAGAGAUUCGAGAGACGAGGGCGCUCAAUCACCUUUUAGAGACCCGUCUGAUGGGACAAGUAUAAUAUCGCCCGUUUCGGAUAUAGAUAGCCCGACUGCGAGGCGACAUGGUAAUGGAGAUGAGGAUUCUCUGGUAUCGUCGCUGGGCGAUGAGCAUAGAGGGAGUCAUAGGAUGCAAUAAAAUGGGGUGAAGGUGUAUCUUCGUGAUUAUUCGUUCAUUCAUUAAAGAAAAAAUAUUUUUUUCAUGGUGUUAUAUACUUAGUCUUUCCGGUC